Heterotrigona itama is the source of this 754-nucleotide messenger RNA. The record is from the annotation of a GenBank genome assembly. Lineage: Eukaryota; Metazoa; Arthropoda; Insecta; Hymenoptera; Apidae.
GUACGUCAACACGGAGCCAGAGAACACACCGCUAAUAGCAGAGUGGGAAACGAACUUGAACGUGUUUCAAAAGAUGCUUGUGAUACGUAGCUGUCGUCCUGACAGGAUUUCCUUCUGUAUCGCCAACUUCAUCGUGUUGAAUCUCGGUCAAAGGUUUGUCGAGCCACCGGUACUCGACCUAAAGGCAGUGCUCGAUGAUUCCGUGGCACAGACUCCUCUGAUAUUCGUCCUCUCGCCCGGCGUGGAUCCUACCAGCGCCCUGAUGCAAUUAGUCGACAGCCAGGAAAUGACUAACCACUUUAUGACCCUGUCUCUGGGUCAAGGACAAGCGCCCAUUGCCACUAGAAUGAUCGAGGUAGGUGCGACAGAAGGUGCUUGGGUGUUCCUCGCGAAUUGCCACUUGUCGCUCAGUUGGAUGCCGAAAUUGGACAAGAUCGUGGAAACGUUGGCGGCCAGUAAAACCGUACACCCGCAAUUCAGAUUGUGGCUUAGCUCGAGCCCGACUGCCCAGUUUCCCAUAUCGAUCCUGCAGGCGGGUAUAAAGAUGACCACCGAACCGCCGAAAGGUUUGAAGGCAAACAUGAAACGGCUUUACAGCUUGAUAACCGAGACCCAGUUCGAACUGUGCCAAGCAAAGUCCAAAUACAAGAAGCUGCUGUUCGCCCUCGUGUUCUUCCACGCGAUUCUCCUCGAGCGUAAAAAGUUCCAGCAAUUGGGCUGGAACGUCAUCUACAGCUUCAACGACUCGGACUUU